AAGGUAAAAUAAAAAAAAAACAUCCCCCCUUUCAACCCCCAAGGCAACGCUGUGUGUAGUGCACAAGUGGUGACAAAAGCGACGAGACGGCAACGGCGACGGAUGUUCAGUGACUCUGUGGCAAUGUCUUCUCUCGUCAUUCCGUAGCUGUAUGCGCUGGUAGUUGCGACUCAAAGUACAAAAGACAAAAUCACGAGUGUGGAGCUGUGCUCCUGAAGGAGUUCCGUGCGUUGUGUGUGCAUCAUUAGUGCGUGAUUGUUGCUAAUACGGUGACUAAAGCUCAUUUUGAGGAACAGUGUGUGGUGGAAUUUUCACGGUGAAAAAUUCCAAGUUAGCAGCUGCUUGAAAGUGGUCUUACCCUUUUUUCGUAUUAUAUGUGGAUUUUAGUAUUGAAAACAUACACACAAUAUAUUGAUGCGCAUGCCAUUUGGUCAGUGGCAACUUGGCGGGAGAUUCGAGGGGUGCGAUGCCGGAGGAGCUGUCGGUGCGGCGUUCAACAGCGUUUGGAGAAACCCAAUGGGUGUAUAAAGUAUCAGGACACGAGGAGAACAAUCAUCAGUCGGUGGUGAUACUCUGAGGAAUUAACACGCGCCAAAUAUCUCUGACACACUCACGGCCAACAAGUGUUGUGCGAGAGAUACGCGUCGUCAGCUGGCUGGUUGGUUGCUGCUGCUUGUGCCGAGAAGUUCUUCUCUCACUCUGGGUGACCAACAAAAUAACAACAUCAAUUUUUUCGCCGUUACCGCUAAUUGGGGCCUACCCAAAGUGACAUGGUGAACUCUAUCUUAUGGUUGCCUCUCACGGUGGUGCUGCUGGAGUGACCAAAAGAGGAAGAGAAAUUUAAAAAAGAGAAUUUUGCACAAAAGGUGUUACACACACCGGGGCAAUAACUCCCAAAAAUUUGAGGAGUAAGUCGCCGCCGCGAUCGAAAGAGUUGCAAUUUCUCUGUGCUGUGUGGUGCACAAGAAAAAUUCACGCAGACACUAUAUACAAGGAGAUUUAUAUAAAGUAAUUUGUGCUAAUGGUGAUAUAUUUAAAUUUAAAGUCACAUGUGUACAGUAGAUAUCUGCGCCGAGUCAUUUCUGCCGGCGAUCUCACAUAAGGAGGGCCUCUCUAUUUAUUAAGAUAAAUCAAAUUAUAUAAAAUUAAUUGUGAUUGAUGUUGGGUGCUUAGUUAAUCUAGUUUGGGAUAAGUUAUUGUUGCUUGGAAAAGUGAAUUUGGGACUUGGUGCGGUGCUACAGUAGCGAGCAGCGAUGAGCCAAUAGAGCCAAUAACCAGUGAGUCGCCGGCUGAAUGUAAACCAGCGCAUAUAUCUAACUGAAUGCACUACAUAUAGGAGACGAAAAUUGUAUUGAGAACAUUGAGCACUCUAUAAAAAUUCUAUUUGAUGUUGAUUGAAAAGCAUUUUUGCGUCACACAAACAACCACUACUGUAAAAUCUGUGGCGUAGAUAAAAUUUAAUGUGAGGCAUCUCUCUGCGGGACAAUAAACGUACAACAAGAAAAUUUUAUACUGAAGAAAAAUAUAUAGAGAGGUGCGAAGGUGCAAAAUUUUGCCAUGAGUAUCAAAUUGGCGGGAACUCUUAAUUAGGAUCAAAUAGAGAAGCCCAGCAGAAAGUGAGUUGUGGUGUGUGUGUGGAAAAGAGCAUCCCAUUACAGGCAGAUUGUGGAAGAAAAUCACCAAGAGACAAACUCCUUAAUUGGACAACAAGAGAGUGGGGGGAAAAGAGGAAAGAGUGGAAAAGUGGAAAUCUCCGUGAAUUUGAUGGGACAUGAAAGAAAUGGUGCUGUACGAUAAGGAUGUGAGUUUCAGUUGAGCAAACAUCCAAGAGGCAAAGUGCUGUGUGUGUGGAGAAGAGGGCAAAAAGAAACCAAGAAGAAGUAAUUGAAAUUAAUUCUCUUCCCUUCUGCAAACAAAUUCAAUUAAGCGGAGUUACCUUCUUUCUGUGCGCCAAAGUACCGAGAGCGCCUGAAAUUACAAAGAAAAACGCAGAGGGGUGUGUGUGUGUGGGGUUUCACGCAGGGGGGUUGGUGGUAGACGAUAUAUCUAAAAAGAGUGGAGAUUCAGGAUGCCCUCACCAAUUUCCGAGAGUCGCAACAGGGAGUUUCUCCUUCAGGGCGAUGAGUGGCAGAAGUCUGUUAACAAUGGCUAUCUGAGGACAACAUCGGCACACCUGGAGCGAGGAAUUGGGGCGGAAAAUGGGGGUGGUGGUGCAGCUGGUGUACCAAAUGACCCCACUGGGAUGCAGCAGGAUGAAGCUACGGGUAUACUGUUGCAGCCAGAGGCAAUAGGUGAUGGUGGAAUUUCGUGCCCCGAAGUGGUGAUACAGCCACAAAAAACCUCCACGAUUGUCCAUUUUGCACCAGGAUCUGUACCCCAGACCUCUGUUCAGCGUGGCCUGCCCAUUGAAUUUAUGUACAGAGACACCAAACUCCGACGACGAUUGCUCGUCCUUGCGGUGGCUCUCAUGGUUUUGGGUGCCGCCAUUGGGGCUCUAUCCAUCUACUUUGCUGGAACAUUUAACUGCUGCUCAGCCAGAGAAGGUCGGCAUGAACGAGAAGUUUGUCUCACCGAGGAAUGUAUAAGGACUGCAUCAUCCCUUCUGGCUGCAAUGGACCGUCAGGCAGACCCAUGCACGAAUUUCUUUCAAUACGCCUGUGGGACGUGGAAUAAGAAGCACCUCAUUCCGGAGGAUCGAAGCUCAAUAAGUACAUUUGAAGUGUUGGCAGAUCAACAGCAGGUCAUACUCAAGAGUGUCCUUGAGGAACCCAUCAAUGAUGAUGAUAGCGAAGCGACGAUAAAAGCAAAAAUGUUCUACAGAAGCUGCAUGGAUUUGCAACAAAUCCGCAAAAUCAGUGAUCAACCACUAAAGGAUGUUAUUAAAUCCCUCGGUGGGUGGCCAGUAAUUGAGGAACAUUGGGAACCACCAUCAUUUAGCGUUGAAUACCUCUUUGGGAAACUCCGUGGGGACUACAGUGAACCCGUUCUCAUUGAACUAUUCGUUGGGGCUGAUGACAAAAAUUCCUCCGUGAACAUCCUACAGUUGGAUCAGCUCGUCCUGGCGCUCCCAUCGCGAGACUACUACCUUAAGGAUAAUAGUCAGGGUGAACUGAAUGCGUAUCAUCAGUAUAUGACUCAAGUAGCUGUCCUUUUGGGAGCUAAUCCUGAAACAGCAUUCAAGGAACUCCAUGAAGUUGUGCAGUUUGAGAAAAAGCUAGCCAAUGCAUCCCUUCCAGAGGCAGAUCGACAUGACACAAGUGCUAUCUACAGGAAAUUGACUCUGCCUGAGUUGCAGAAGGAGGUGCCACAGCUACAGUGGCGAGAAUACAUCCAGGCAACUCUUGGUGAAGAUGUCGUCCUGAUGGCUGAUGAGCCCGUUGUGAGCUAUGCCAUGUCGUACCUCGUGGAAAUGGGCAGGAUUCUGGCUGAGAGUGAUCGGCGUGUUGUGCACAACUACGUGAUUUGGCGACUCGUCAUGUCAAUCAUGACACACAUGAUUGACGAUUAUCAGAGAGAACGCAUUGAGUUUAGGAAGAUCCUCCUGGGAAUCCAAUCAGAGCGACAUCGAUGGUCGCAGUGUGUUGAAUGGACCAACAAGAAGCUUGGCAUGGCGGUGGGGGCUCUCUUUAUUCGGGACAAUUUCAAUCAGGAGAGCAAAGAGACUGCCCUGGAGAUGAUUCACACCAUCAGGGCGGCUUUCAAUGAACUCCUCGCUGAUAUCCACUGGAUGGAUGAUGAAACGCGUGCCGUGGCAAAGGAGAAGGCUGAUGCCAUGAAUGAACGAAUUGGCUAUCCGGAAAUUCUUACAGAUCCCCAAGAAUUGGAGAAGGAAUACAUCAAUCUCACAAUUUCAGAGACACACUUCAUGAAUAACAUUAUGAACAUCCUCAAGUGGGAUGCCCAGAGGAAUUUGCAGUUGCUUAGGAAGGCUGUAGACAAGAAUAAGUGGACCACAGAGCCAGCUGUUGUGAAUGCUUUCUACAAUCCCAACAAGAAUGACAUUGUCUUCCCGGCGGGAAUCCUGCAGCCACUCUUCUACAGUCAGAAUUUCCCAAAAUCCCUCAACUACGGCGGUAUUGGUGUGGUGAUAGGGCACGAGAUCACCCAUGGAUUCGAUGACAAGGGUAGACAAUUCGAUAAAGACGGCAACAUGAUGCAGUGGUGGAACAAUGCAACCAUUCAAUCCUUCAGAGAACGUGCCCAGUGCAUCAUUGAUCAGUAUUCAAAUUACAAAAUUGAGGAAGUGGGACUCUACAUGAAUGGACGAAUGACACAGGGGGAGAAUAUUGCGGACAAUGGUGGUCUCAAGCAGGCUUUCAGGGCGUACAAGAAAUGGGUUAGCAUACAUGGAGCAGAACCUGACCUACCUGGACUCAAUCUCACGCAUGAUCAAUUGUUUUUCCUCAACUACGCGCAAAUCUGGUGCGGUUCAAUGCGCCCCGAGGAUGCACUCACGAAAAUUCGCUCCUCUGUCCACUCACCUGGCAUUAUUCGUGUUUUGGGUCCACUGUCCAACUCAAAGGACUUUGCGGAGGCCUACAAUUGUGAUCUGGGCACCCCCAUGAAUCCAGUCCACAAGUGCAGUGUUUGGUAAAAGUCACUCCCACCACAUACCCCAUCUCAACAUAACUAUCGUCUUUUUGGUGCUCCGUUUAAGUAGCUAAAUAUAAUUGAAAUACUUUUUUUUAAAUCUUUUCCCAUUCCCCUAUCUUUGCACAUGCCCCACCUAAGUUGUUACAUUAUUUAGUAAAAAAAAGAAAAAAAAUGAGGAGUUGCAGGAGGAUGCUUAAAUCUAAUUUAUCCUCAUUUGCUUUGAGCCACAAGACUCACAAAAAAAUUGUUUUCUAUUGCAAAUGAAAGUCAUAAAAUACAAGAAUAAAUUUUAGAUAGUAUAUUCUGUGUCAAGUAUUAAUAUAUCGUAUAUUAUAUGACAAUGAAUGUUUACUACUGUACUACUUAUUGCUAUGAAAAAAGGUAUUUUAUUUGUAUAAAUUAAAUAAAAGGAGUUGAUGGCAGAAUG
This is a messenger RNA of Lutzomyia longipalpis, 5020 nucleotides long. It is a transcript of the gene Nep1, whose product is annotated as neprilysin-1. The transcript is spliced from 10 exons. Gene Ontology annotation, molecular function: metalloendopeptidase activity. The record is from RefSeq and is a predicted model, not a curated record. The coding region runs from base 2069 to 4594 and encodes 841 amino acids. Lineage: Eukaryota; Metazoa; Arthropoda; Insecta; Diptera; Psychodidae. Gene Ontology annotation, biological process: protein processing. Gene Ontology annotation, cellular component: plasma membrane.